AUGACAGAAUUAGGAAAUUAUCUGAUAGGAAAGACAAUAGGAGAGGGAACCUUUGGAAAAGUUUGCCAUGCUAAACAUUAAAUUUUAGGGCAUGAGGUUGCAGUGAAAAUUUUAGAAAAAAACAGAAUUCAUGAUGAAUUGGAUGUUGAGAGAGUCAAAAGAGAAAUCAAGAUCCUAUAAAUGUUACAUCACCCCAAUGUUGUCCAACUGUAUGAGAUGAUUGAAACUGAAACACACAUUUAUUUGUUUAUGGAAUAUGCAGAGGGAGGAGAGUUAUUUGAUUAUAUAGAUUUAAAGAAAAGAAUAAAUGAAGUUGAAGCCUGCAAAUUCUUGCAUGAAAUAAUAUCAGCAAUAUAAUACAUCCAUUAAUUGAGAAUAGUUCACAGGGAUCUAAAGCCAGAGAAUUUAUUGUUAACUGCAAAAAAGAACAUCCUAGUAGUGGAUUUUGGAUUAAGCAACAUCUAUGAAGACACUCUGAAAACUGCAUGCGGAAGUCCCUGUUAUGCAGCACCCGAAAUGAUACAAGGGAAACCAUAUCAUGGAUUAUAGACUGAUCUUUGGAGUUGUGGGGUCAUACUGUAUGCUAUGGUUUGUGGAUAUUUACCCUUUGAAGACAACAAUACUUAGGUGUUAUAUAAAAAGAUACUGACAGCUGACUUCCAUAUCCCUCGAUAUGUUUCAUUAGAUGGAAAAGAUCUAAUCAAGAAUAUCCUUACAGUGGACCCUAACAAAAGAUAUAAUAUAGACUAAAUUAAAGCGCAUAAGUGGUGGUAAUUAUGGAAAUCAGAUUAUGUCUAAGUUUCACCAUUUAAAGCAUCUUUCAAUAAAAUCUCUUACACUCUCUUGCCCAACAGUAUAUACAAACCGAGUCUCUCUGAAAAUGUAACAGAAGAUGAAAAAACGUGUUGUGAUACCGUUUAAGAAUCAAAUCAAACUCCAUUCAAUGAAAAAUAAGAUUCUAGCAAUCAAUUAAAGAUUUAAGAGGAUUCUUAAUAAGAAUAAGAGAUUGAUUAUAACGACUACCUAGUAAAUGACUUAGAUAAAUAGCAAGCAGUCUCAGAAUAAUAAGAAUAAUAGGACAUUUAUGACUAUCAAUAAUCAGUUAGAUCUCUGACAAGGCAAAAAUCAAGCAGAUCAAUAUAAUCCAUUACACGUCUUUAAACUUAAAUAGAAUCCCCUCAAAAACCAAUUAUUUUAUAACCAAAUAAAUAGCCAACUCAAACAUCUCAGAACAAAGGGACAAAACCAAUUGCAAAAAAACCAUUACUUACUUAAUAACAACAAUAAGCAGCUAUCCCCUAAAAGAAACCGAUUGCCAAAACAGGCCCAUCAAAAUCUUUACAUGAACCUCCGAGUUUUGAAAAUAAAUUCAUGAAACAAACUAAUACAUCAAAUAUGAGAUCAACCAAUACAACUAAUUCUAACAACAACUCCUUUCAUAUAAGUCAUUAAAUGAAGACUGAAAUACCAAAAAAGAAUUCAAAUCCUCCUCCAAAAUUGAGUGCCAUAUAAGAGUAAUUUAAAGAAAAUAAAGAAAAGUCUCAUUCAUUAAAAACAUAACCUAAUUCCUAUAAGUAACAAUUAGAAUAACAAUAAUCCCUAAAUAAAACAUAAACCUAAAUUAAAAGUUCAACAAAAUAAGGAACUAAUCAAAUAUCUUCGAUCAAAAAGAACCACAAUUAAAGAUAGACAGUAAGUAUAUAAAUUGAAGGAUAAUAAUCGCUUUUAAUGUAAUAAUCCUCGAUAGAAGAAAAUAAUAUGGUUUAAUUUGAGGAUUAAAAAACAAUUAUAGAUAACUUUACCCUCAGACUCAAUAGCUAUAAAGGUUAAGCAAUAACAAAAUAAAGUCAAAAACAAGGAUAUAAUGAUAGCAAUGGAAUCGAAUCCAUUUCAGGUCCAUAUAAUGUAUCCUUUAUUACUGCUAAACAUCCUAAAUUGUUUAUAAAAGGGUUGUAAAAAUACAUUUAAGAAAGAUAUCAGCUGUAGUUUAGUGCAAUAUAAAGCUAACAAUAUGGUUUUAAUUUCAACCUAUCUGAAUUUAGUUUUUAAAUCAAAUUAUUUAGAAUUGAGAACUUGGAUAUAUUUUAUUGCUAAAUUAAUUGUAAUUAUCUAAGAAAUGUAAAAAAUGAUUUUGAAUACUAAAAUGUAAUCCAAGAUUUACAAACUAAUUUUGAAUUUUGA
Molecule: messenger RNA, 2181 nt
Organism: Paramecium tetraurelia
Lineage: Eukaryota; Ciliophora; Oligohymenophorea; Peniculida; Parameciidae
Exons: 6
Biological process (GO): protein phosphorylation; intracellular signal transduction
Cellular component (GO): cytoplasm
Molecular function (GO): ATP binding; protein serine/threonine kinase activity
Source: RefSeq, a predicted model, not a curated record